ACUGCUGGCUAAUUUUGCAAGCAAAUAAAACUAGGCUCAAAUAAAGUAACAUAAUACGCAAAUAAUCAAACUUAAGCCAAAUAAAAAAGGAUGUUUUGGCCACUGACAAGGCGCUGUUGAAGUGGAAGCUAGCAAGUGAAUUUUUCCAGUUUAUACACAAUCAGCGCACAGAGAGCAGCAGUAACGCCCAGCAAGAUGGCCAUGUCCAAGGUAAUACGCGUGCUGGAGAAGUCCAUAGCACCUUCGCCGCAUAGUGUGCUGCUCGAGCAUCGCAACAAGACGGACUGCAUCCUGUUCGAGUCCCAUGUAUGUGCGCUACUUACGCAACAGGAAAAUGUCAUACGCAAGCAAUAUACAAAGGUUUGCGAUGCCUAUGGAUGUUUGGGCGCCUUGCAGCUAAACGCAGGCGAGAGCACUGUGCUCUUUCUAGUGCUGGUCACAGGCUGCGUGUCGAUGGGCAAAAUAGGCGACGUGGAAAUCUUUCGCAUCACACAGACCACCUUUGUCUCGCUGCAGAACGCUUUGCCCAAUGAGGAUAAGAUAAGCGAAGUGCGCAAGCUGCUCAACUCGGGCACGUUUUACUUUGCACACACCAAUCCGAAUCCUGCUGCAGGUGUUGCAACAGGCGCCAAGUUUGACAUAACGUUGUGCGCGCAGCGACGUCAGCAAACGGCCGAGACGGACAAUCGUUUCUUUUGGAAUCGCAUGAUGCAUAUACAUCUGAUGCGCUUCGGCAUUGACUGCCAGUCCUGGCUGCUGCAAACCAUGUGCGGCUCGGUGGAGGUGCGCACGGUCUAUAUUGGCGCUAAGCAGGCACGCGCGGCCAUCAUUUCCCGCCUAAGCUGCGAGCGUGCGGGCACGCGCUUCAAUGUGCGCGGCACCAACGAUGAGGGCUAUGUGGCUAACUUUGUGGAAACGGAGCAGGUUAUCUAUGUGGAUGGUGAUGUCACCAGCUAUGUGCAGACGCGUGGCUCGGUGCCGCUGUUCUGGGAGCAGCCUGGUGUGCAAGUGGGAUCCCACAAGGUGAAGCUGUCGCGUGGCUUUGAAACCUCUGCCGCCGCCUUUGAUCGUCACAUGAGCAUGAUGCGUCAACGUUAUGGCUAUCAGACUAUAGUUAAUUUGCUGGGCAGUUCGCUGAUUGGCAGCAAGGAGGGUGAAGCAAUGCUAAGCAAUGAGUUCCAGCGUCAUCAUGGCAUGUCCGCACACAAGGAUGUGCCGCAUGUGGUGUUCGACUAUCAUCAGGAGUGUCGUGGCGGCAACUUUACGGCGCUGGCCAAGCUCAAGGAGCGCAUGAUAGCCUGUGGUGCCAACUAUGGCAUUUUUCAUGCUGUCAAUGCGCAGGUGCUGCGCGAGCAAUUCGGGGUGGUGCGCACCAAUUGCUUGGAUUGUCUGGAUCGCACCAACUGUGUGCAAACUUACUUGGGCUUGGAGACGCUCAACAUGCAGCUGGAGGCAUUGAAGCUGGGCGGCAAGCAGCAGAAUGUGUCACGCUUCGAGGAAAUCUUCAGGCAGAUGUGGAUUAAUAAUGGCAACGAGGUGAGCAAAAUCUAUGCGGGCACAGGCGCCAUACAAGGUGGCUCCAAGUUAAUGGACGGCGCACGUUCCGCUGCACGCACUAUACAAAAUAAUUUGCUGGACAAUUCCAAGCAGGAAGCCAUUGAUGUGCUGCUGGUGGGCUCCACGCUCAGCUCGGAGCUGGCUGAUCGUGCACGCAUUUUGCUGCCUUCCAAUAUGUUGCAUGCUCCGACUACGACGCUGCGUGAGCUCUGCAAGCGCUAUACGGAGUAUGUGCGUCCGCGUUUGGCGCGCGUUGCUGUGGGCACUUAUAAUGUAAAUGGCGGCAAACAUUUUCGCAGCAUUGUAUUCAAGGAUUCGCUGGCUGAUUGGUUGCUGGACUGCCAUGCACUGGCACGCUCCAAGGCUUUGGUGGAUGUGAAUAAUCCCAAUGAGCAUGCAGAUCAUCCUGUGGAUAUCUAUGCCAUUGGCUUUGAGGAAAUUGUUGAUCUGAAUGCUUCGAAUAUUAUGGCCGCCAGCACGGACAAUGCCAAGCUGUGGGCCGAGGAGCUGCAGAAGACCAUCUCGCGUGACAAUGACUAUGUGCUGUUGACCUAUCAGCAGUUGGUGGGCGUUUGCCUGUAUAUUUAUAUACGCCCAGAGCAUGCGCCGCAUAUACGCGAUGUGGCCAUUGAUUGCGUCAAGACGGGCUUGGGUGGCGCCACGGGCAACAAGGGCGCCUGCGCUAUACGCUUUGUGCUCCAUGGCAGCUCCAUGUGCUUUGUCUGCGCUCAUUUUGCCGCCGGUCAGUCACAGGUGGCGGAACGUAAUGCGGAUUAUGCAGAGAUUACCCGCAAGUUGGCUUUUCCCAUGGGACGCACGCUGAAGUCGCAUGAUUGGGUCUUUUGGUGUGGCGAUUUCAACUAUCGCAUUGACAUGGACAAGGAGGAGCUGAAGGAGUGUGUGCGCGGUGGUGAACUCUCCACUGUGCUGGAGUUUGAUCAGCUGCGCAAGGAGCAGGAGGCGGGCAAUGUGUUCGGCGAGUUCUUGGAGGGCGAAAUCACCUUUGAUCCCACUUACAAAUACGAUCUGUUUAGCGAUGACUAUGACACCUCGGAGAAGCAGCGCGCGCCUGCUUGGACAGAUCGCGUGCUCUGGCGACGCCGCAAGGCGCUGGCCGAGAGCGAUUUUGGUGACGCAGCCGCUGCUGCUUGGAAUCCCGGCAAGCUUAUACACUAUGGACGCUCGGAGCUCAAGCAGAGCGAUCAUCGUCCGGUUAUAGCCAUUAUCGAUGCUGAGAUUAUGGAGAUCGAUCAGCAGCGCCGACGCUUGGUCUUUGAGCAGGUCAUACGAGAUCUGGGACCGCCGGACUCGACUAUUGUAGUGCAUGUGCAUGAGCCUACAGAGGAUGAGGAUGGACCCACCAUUUAUGAUGAGCAUGUCAUGUCCGCGCUCAUAGCGGAGCUCUCCAAAAUGGGCGAGGUAACGCUCGUGCGCUAUGUGGAGGACACCAUGUGGGUAACCUUUCGCAAUGGUGAAUCUGCUCUGAGCGCUGCUGCCAAGCGCUCCACCACAGUUUGUGGCUUGGAGCUGGUCUUUGAGCUUAAGACCCCGGAGUGGCCACUGCAGGUGGACAACGAGAUUGAGCUCUGCACUUCGAAUACCAUACCCUUGUGCGCUAAUCCUGCAGAGCAAGCGCAGAUGGUGCAGCUGACGCCAGAGGUGCCGCAGCGGCCCAAGCAGCCGCCAACACGUCCAGCGCCUGCGCGUCCGCCUAUGCCCAUGUCGCCAAAGAAUUCGCCACGUCACUUGCCACACGCCGGCGUCAUUAGCAUGCCCAAGCCGGCGAAGCCACCACUACCACCACAGCCCAUGAUGCAAGCACCGCUGCAGCCAGUAUCGGUGCCACCACCGCGUCCGCCUGCAAUGGAGGAUAAUACGCCUUCAUCCAAGUCGCAUUCGCCCACAGAGCUGGGCUCGCCACUGCAUGCCACCUCGGCUAGCUCCUCCACCACUUCUUCCGGCAAUGCUUCGCCCAUAGCUGCAGCAGCCGCCGCUGCCGUGUUGCCCUCGGGACCGCCGACGCCACCACGCCAAAUGCAGAGCAAACAAGCCACGCCUGUGUCCACGCCCACGCGUCAGUCAAAGCAAUCUUCGUUGGAGCAGCAGUCACCACUUGACAGCGCCUAUGAGACAGCCAGCAAUAUAUACGAGGAAAUCCAAGAUGAUGUGCCCGCUCCGCGUCAUCCACCGCCAGCGGCACCACCACCAGUCAUGGGACAAGCUACGGAGAGUCCACGUAGACAGCCACUAAUGCCUGUUAAUGCUCCAAUGGGUCCGCCGCCACCAUUGCCCAAUCGCGGACGUGGACCGCCACCAAUACCAAAUCGCAGCGGCAAUGCGCCGCCGCUGCCCACACGCCCCAAUAACAAUUAAGAUCUCUUGGGGAGGUCUGCUACUCAAUUACAUUCCGUAUUGUUGUAUUUAACGUUGGCAAAACGCAUAACUAUACUAUAUAGUGCAAAUGGCAUAUAAUUUAUGUAUAAACGCUGCAGUUAUUCCAGACAUGAUUACAAAUAGCAGUACUUGUGUUAACAAAACAAACAAACGCUUUAAUUUUCCGAAUGUUGCUGUUAGCUGAGCACAUUUGUUACUUACUAAAAACACUGGCCAGACGACUCACUAAUGCACCAAAUAAAUUAAGUUUAAAGUCCUAUAUAUAUACAACAAGCAUAUUAAACAAGUAUUAAACGAUUACACAUACAUAUGAAUAUGUUUAAACAAUAUAUAGCUGUACUAGUCAAAUUAUGAAAUAAAAACAAAGUGGAAAAUGUUACACGCAAAACCGAACAACAAAAGCAAAAAACAAAGUAUCGAAAGUUAGUUGUAGCUUAUUCUAUUGACAACUGGCAAUACUUAAAUAACUAUAACUAUAUGCAAAUGCAAUAUAUAUAUCAUUAAAAAUUGUUAACAGAGUUUGUUUUAGUAAAUGAAUUAUAUAACUAAACACUUAAUAUGAGUUCAACUGUAUUGACUAUAUGUUCCAUUCGAAUUGCGUUGCAAAAAUUUAUAGCAAGAAUAUCAACAAACAAAAGAAAUCAUUAAAAA
Messenger RNA from Drosophila busckii, 4602 nucleotides. RefSeq names its product synaptojanin-1 (gene Synj). Gene Ontology annotation, molecular function: nucleic acid binding; phosphatidylinositol-4,5-bisphosphate 5-phosphatase activity. The coding region runs from base 196 to 3930 and encodes 1244 amino acids. Gene Ontology annotation, biological process: phosphatidylinositol dephosphorylation; synaptic vesicle endocytosis. The transcript has 5 exons. The record is from RefSeq and is a predicted model, not a curated record. NCBI's taxonomy places the organism in Eukaryota, Metazoa, Arthropoda, Insecta, Diptera, Drosophilidae.